Molecule: messenger RNA, 2382 nt
Organism: Closterium sp. NIES-65
Lineage: Eukaryota; Viridiplantae; Streptophyta; Zygnematophyceae; Desmidiales; Closteriaceae
Source: the annotation of a GenBank genome assembly
AUGGACGUGGACGUGGACGUGGACGUGGACGUGGAGGACUUGGACGUGGACAUGGACGUGGACGUGGACGUGGACGUGGACGUGGACAUGGUCGUGGACGUGGUCGUGGACGUGGACGUGGACGUGGUCGUGGACGUAGACCUGGACGUGGACGUGGACCUGGACGUGGACGUGGACGUGGUCGUGGACGUGGACGUGGACGUGGACAUGGACGUGGACGUGGUCGUGGACGUGGACGUGGACGUGGACGUGGACGUGGACAUGGACGUGGACGUGGACGUGGACAUGGUCGUGGACGUGGUCGUGGACGUGGACGUGGACGUGGUCGUGGACGUAGACCUGGACGUGGACGUGGACCUGGACGUGGACGUGGACGUGGUCGUGGACGUGGACGUGGACGUGGACGUGGACGUGGUCGUGGACGUGGACGUGGACGUGGACGUGGACGUGGACGUGGACAUGGACGUGGACGUGGACGUGGACGUGGACGUGGACAUGGACGUAGACGUGGACGUGUACGUGGACAUGGACUUGGACGUGGACGUGGACGUGGACGUGAACAUGGACGUGGACAUGGACGUGGAGGACUUGGACGUGGACAUGGACGUGGAGGACUUGGACAUGGACGUGGACAUGGACAUGGACAUGGACAUGGACGUGGACGUGGACGUGGACAUGGACGUGGACAUGGACGCGGACGUGGACGUGGACAUGGACGCGGACGUGGACGUGGAACUGGACGUAGACAUGGACAUGGACAUGGACGUGGACAUGGACAUGGACAUGGACAUGGACGUGGACAUGGACGUGGACGUGGACGUGGACAUGGACGUGGACGUGGACGUGGCCUUGGACGUGGACAUGGACGUGGACGUGGACGUGGACGUGGACAUGGACGUGGACCUGGACGUGGACGUGGAAUCCGACGUGGACGUGGACGCGGACGUGGACGUGGAUGGACGCGGACGUGGACGUGGACGUGGACGUGGACGCGGACGUGGACGCGGACGUGGACGUGGAUGGACGCGGACGUGGACGUGGACGUGGACGUGGACGCGGACGUGGACGCGGACGUGGACGUGGAUGGACGCGGACGUGGACGUGGACGUGGACGUGGACGUGGACGCGGACGUGGACGUGGACGGGGACAUGGACGUGGACGUGGACGUGGACGUGGACGUGGACAUGGACGUGGACGUGGACAUGGACGUGGACAUGGACGUGGACGUGGACGUAGACGUGGACGUGGACGUGGACGUGGACGACUUGGACGUGGACGUGGACGUGGUCGUGGACGUGGACGUGGACGUGGACGUGGUCGUGGAUGUGGACGUGGAUGUGGACGUGGAGGACUUGGACGUGGACAUGGACGUGGACGUGGACGUGGACGUGGACGUGGACAUGGUCGUGGACGUGGUCGUGGACGUGGACGUGGACGUGGUCGUGGACCUGGACGUGGACACCUGGACGUGGACGUGGACAUGGACUGUGGACGUGGACGUGGACCUGGACGUGGACGUGGACGUGGUCGUGGACGUGGACGUGGACGUAGACGUGGACGUGGUCGUGGACGUGGACGUGGACGUGGACGUGGACGUUGACGUGGACGUGGACAUGGACGUGGACGUGGACGACUUGGACGUGGACAUGGACGUGGUCGUGGACAUGGACGUGCACAUGGACAUGAACAUGGACAUGGACGUGGACAUGGACGCGGACGUGGACGUGGACGUGGACGUGGACAUGGACGUGGACGUGGACGUGGACAUGGACAUGGACAUGGACGGGGACAUGGACGUGGACGUGGACGUGGACGUGGACGUGGACAUGGACGUGGACGUGGACGUGGACGUGGACGCGGAAGUGGACGUGGACGUGGACGUGGAUGGACGCGGACGUGGACGUGGACCUGGACGUGGACGUGGACGUGGACGCGGACGUGGACGGGGACAUGGACGUGGACAUGGACGUGGACGUGGACGUGGACGUGGACAUGGACAUGGACAUGGACGUGGACGUGGACGUGGACGUGGACAUGGACGUGGACGUGGACAUGGACGUGGACAUGGACGUGGACGUGGUCGUGGACGCGGGGACGUGGACAUGGACGUGGACGCGGACGUGGACGUGGACGUGGACGUGGACGUGGACGCGGACGCGGACGUGGACGUGGACGUGGACGUGGACGCGGACGUGGACGUGGACGUGGACGCGGACGCGGACGGGACGUGGACGUGGACGUGGACGUGGACGUGGACAUGGACGUGGACGUGGACGUGGACAUGGACGUGGACGUGGACGUGGACGUGGACGUGGACGUGGACGUGGACGUGGACAUGGACAUGGACGUGGACGUGGACGUGGACGUGGACGUGGACGUAG